Molecule: messenger RNA, 1307 nt
Organism: Helobdella robusta
Lineage: Eukaryota; Metazoa; Annelida; Clitellata; Rhynchobdellida; Glossiphoniidae
Exons: 2
Coding region: 54-809 (251 amino acids)
Source: RefSeq, a predicted model, not a curated record
AUCUUCAACAGAACAAUUCGAAACAUCAGCACCUGUACCAGCAGAGCCAGCAAAUGCACCAGCAACACUGCAAGCCACCAGGCGAUCGAGUGGCCACCACACCGAAUGACCACAACAACAUCCACACCUUCCUUCAUCACUACCAACGCAACUCCAAUCCCCUCGCUUUCAAUGCACAACUCGGCAGCCGACAACCACAGGCAGCGUCCCUCAACUACGAACGAAUCAACUUCGCCUCUCCUUCCAACGUCGACCUCCUCCUCACCACUCCCACACCCCCACCCCCACCCCCACCCCCACACCCACCGAACGACCCUCAGUGCAACAUCACUGACCUCCUCUCCUUACAACAUUCGGAUUUCUACAAGAUGCCGCAAUGCUGCCAGCAACAGUACCACUUCAACCGACAACAACUUAGUUUUAAACAACAACAACAACAACAACAAUCGCAACAACCGCAACAACCACAACAGUUUGUAGACAUAUCGCCCGAUAAUCGAAUUACAUGCACCGAUAUGGACAUAAACACUUUGCCACGCUUGGCUUCUCAUGAAUUCGUUUUCAACAAAUUCAAAAUGACGCCGUCAUGUUCCAGUAAGAAGGAGCGCAACAAUUUUAAAAAUGUCUCCAAAAAUAACAUCCACAAAAACUCACAGAGCAGCAGUAGCAACGGCAUCCUUCCUUGCAUGAAUCACGAUGAUAGGUGCAAAACUGUUGACAGCAAUGUUUGUAAGGAUGAGUUUGGUGGCCAGCCCGUGGCAGAUCCAAUAUUCACGGUCACUCAAAUCACCAAUGAAGCAGUUCAUUGAUCGACAAUUAAACAGAAGCCAAGAGUGCUGACUUCAAAAUUAACUUCUUUUUUUUUUAAAUUAUUGUCACAGUGUUUUGUCCUCACGUGUUCGUUACCUUGCAGUUUUUUAUGCCAUGUCGAACUCCGAUGAACAAUUCAGUUGUAAUGUUUCAAAUUUGUUACAGAAUAUUAAAUUUGAAUUGAACUCAAUAGCUCUUCAAAAUGAGAAUCAUUUUAAUGUACAGCUUCUGAGAAAAAUUUCAACAAAAUUCUUGUAAUUAAUCAUCACAGUUUGAAUGUUUCAGUUAAUUUUAUGAAACCUAAGGCAUUCAACUUUUUAUCAAAUAAAUUAUUUUAGCAACUCUAAACAAUGAUACUGAUGAUAUUUGAAUAAUGAUAAAUGAUUUUUAUAGAAACAAAUUUAUUUUAUUAUGUAUUCAAUUUUUUGGCAAAUAAUGCGAAUGAUUUUUUCUAAUAAAAAAAAUUUUUGUUUAAGGUUAGAGUGAUUGGAUUGGAG